CAAAAGUGUUUACAUCUUUAAGUCUAUCCUUAAAUUUCAACAUUCAAUGUCUAUUGUUCGAACUGUAUUGAACGUGCUUCAAAAUGUCAGCGGAAAUUCCAGAAAAUCAUAUCAAUGAAGAAAAAGUUAUUUCUUCUAGAAUAGAAGAUAAUUUGUGUAUGAAAUCAAUGAGGUUGACCAUCAAUGUACUGAACCACGUACUCAUAUUUCUGAUUGUUUUCAUAUGUCUCUGGUUCGCUUGCAGUUCUGGUAUCAAUUUAUUUAAUCUACACAUCAUUUUGUGCGUUCUUGGGUACCAAUUCUUCAUGUGUCAUGCGACACUCAUCAUAUCGGAGUACAACACCUGGACAAUGUUCAUAGCUCGUCGGUACAAGAAGCACCUGCAUUGGGUACUCCAAGUGUUUGCUGUUGCCCUAGUAACCACGGGAACUGUAUUUGUAAUACUUCAGAAAGAUACCCACUUCACAUCUAUUCAUGGAAUACUUGGUUUAGUGGCCUUGGUACUGGCGUUGGUCAGUUUACUGAACGGGAUCCUCGUCAUGUUCUCUCACAAACUGUCUUCAUCUGCUAUUGGCGUGUUCUGGAUCAAGUUCUUCCACUAUAUCAGUGGUAUCGGCAGUAUGUUCCUGGGAACUGGGAGCCUCUGUGCAGCUUUCAACUAUACGUCAUUCAGGACUUGGACUGGUGAAGGAGAUGGCUUCAUUCUAACCCUCAUGGUUUUUACCUGCCUCUUCACUGUCCUGAUAGCUUUGGAAUUCUGCAUCGCAACAGGCAUUAAACUCCGAACCAGAUCAAAGUAACUAUCUCUAUAUCCUUAUAUUAUUAUGCGGAUACGAUUGUAACGUUUUUAUCAAAAUAUUUAUAUUGCUUUUAAUGAGUGACAAAUUCCAUUAAACCUGUUAUCGAUUUCGACAAAUACCUACUACCUACCAAUUGGACUCAAUAAAUUUACCUAUUCUUUAAGAAUUUCAUUUUAAUUGUAUUUUCCUUUGUCUUACUUACUAUUUGUGCAGAUCUAGUGAACUCUAGGUGAAAUAGAUUUGGGGUUCUUUUUUAAAAAGGAAAGCAUUUAUGAUAGCGAAGAAAGUAGAAAAUGGACGUAAUUAUCUUGUAGUGAUUAUCAAAUAGUUAAUAUUAAAUCAACUUAUAUUUAGAGAUUUGUGGUUUAGUGGUCAAAAAGUCAUAAAAUUCUGAAGAUACUAGAACAAUUCAAGGCUGAAUAUUUUUUCACGGUCCAAAUAUGUAUUUGUUUCUAUUACGCCACAUUUACUUAUCGGAGAGUCGGACGAGGAAACAAUCCGUUUUUAUCAGCCGUGUAUCGAAGGGAUCGAAGAUAGCAAAUCUAUCGUGCAUGGUACACCAGUGAAAAAUUUAUUCCGUUGUCUGUGCUCGUGGUUACAUAGUGUCGCUCAUUAAGUGCUGGUGUUAAUUAACCAACAAAAUGUCAUCUCCACCUAAAGUUUCAUUUUAUGUAGGGUGCAUGAAUGCCAUUAAUACUUUGGCACAUUUAUUAAUGGGUGGAGCACUUUUCCUUACUAUUUCGUUAAUAGAUGGAGAAUCUAUUGCUAGAUUAAAAGGACACGCCUGUACAACAAUCAUUGGGGUUACAAUUCUUUGCAGUCAAGCGAUAUUGUCAGUAAACCCUUAUGCGGGAUUCGAAGACAACUUUAUGUACCCUCGCAAGUCGAAAGUUUACUGGAUAAUUCAAAUAAUUGGAUCCCUCCUGGUAGUGGCCGGAGCUUGUGUUGGUGUAGCCUUAGUUUUUGAAACGUCCAAUAUCACUCUUCCGUUCCCCAUACCAGUUACAAUCAACACCAGGCACUUGCAAACUUCUCAUGCAAUCGUUGGUUUCCUUGUAUUGCUAUUGGGUUCCGUGAGUUUAGUAGGUGCUAUUGCAAACCUGCUUUUAGGUGAAAAGAUAAAAAGUUUUAUGAAGACUUUGUAUGUAGUGGUAGGAACUAUUACUAUUAUAAUGGCGUACAUCGCUAUCUGUAUUAAGUUUGGCGACUAUAAUAAGGCAAUGUCGACUUUUGGGCUUAGUAAUGCAACAAUACCUUUGGGUAUAACUUUUGCUGUCCUAUCAUUCGUCGCAUUAUUAGUCAUGAUGUGUGCUCGUGUUAUAAUGACUGGUAGUAUAAGGUUUUAAUCAUAGCUACACAUUUAAAUAAAAAUUAUAUUCGUUUCUUUGUAAGGUUCAAAGUCCAAAAUUUUUGCAUUCAUGUGAAAUCAAACAAACACAAUUUUUAUCGGUCCAUUAUAACUUCUUUACUUUAUUUUAUAAGACAAAUAUCAUUUAAUGUUCAGGAAAGCAUUUUGUAUAGUAACUGACACGUGACUAGUAAUUAAAUUAAUUGAAAGAUACGGUUCAAGAUGGCUGACUGACAUCACUACACCACGCAAGCAGCUCAUGAUCUUGAGUCCCUGUUUGAUUCGAAACUAGUAGAACUUUUCUCGAAUAGUUCACGUAAUGGUACCCGUAUAUUUCAAUUCAAUCCAUCAUCGGCAAACUUCUAUAUUUAUUAAUAUAUGAAAUAUUGUCCCUUUUUGUUCUAUCGGAUUCCAUUACCGUUCUAUGAAAAUAGUUUGGCUAAUGGGAUCGAAGACGGAUCAAUUAAGCACCUUAAUAGACAUACAGAUACAUCCCUUAUUUUUAAGUUGUUUGAUAAUGAAAAUUUUCUAUUAAAAUUGUAUUACUAAAGCAA
This is a messenger RNA of Spodoptera exigua (beet armyworm), 2702 nucleotides long. NCBI's taxonomy places the organism in Eukaryota, Metazoa, Arthropoda, Insecta, Lepidoptera, Noctuidae. The record is from the annotation of a GenBank genome assembly.